This is a messenger RNA of Aplysia californica (California sea hare), 5624 nucleotides long. RefSeq names its product proline dehydrogenase 1, mitochondrial. Gene Ontology annotation, molecular function: proline dehydrogenase activity; FAD binding. The transcript has 15 exons. Lineage: Eukaryota; Metazoa; Mollusca; Gastropoda; Aplysiida; Aplysiidae. Bases 481 to 2463 code for a protein of 660 amino acids. Gene Ontology annotation, cellular component: mitochondrion. The record is from RefSeq and is a predicted model, not a curated record.
GUGUGUGUGUGUGUGUGUGUGUGUGUGUGUGUGUCGCUCUCUGUCUCGCCCUCUAUUCUGCCUCUAUUGUCAAUAAAUACAUUUUUCUCUAUAAAAACAGCGAAACGAUACUCAUACGAAUCAUUUAAUAUCAUGAGUAACGUCCCUUCCGUUAGUUAGUAACACAGAAUUCUACACUUAGUGUAGAAUUCUGUGGUUAGUAAGCAAGUUAUAAGGCAAGGGAGAUAAAAAUGAUAUUCUAAUCUCUCAAAUCCUCUUACUCAACACGAGAGAAAUACGAAAGGAGGCAGGCAAGCUGUUGUGAACGAAUUGUUGGCCCUUGUUGUAGUCUCACUAGUGAACUCGCAGUGAACGAACUGUCCUACCUCUAGCCUGGCCAGUGACCUGUUUCUACUUUCUACUGUUUCAUCAUCACUCUCUGUUAGCAGUUCCGACAGGACUGUUUUGUUUCGUGUGGUUCCUCGUGGUAGCCUUGGUGCAAUGGCACUCCAGAAGAUGUUACUCGUGAAAAAUCUGUCAAAUAUUGCAGGAAAGGAGUUUCUGAGGGGGAAUAGCUCAAGAAACAGUCUCUAUCGUCUUAGUUUUACGUGUAGAUCUCUUGAUGGAAUUAGUUCUCACACAGUGUUCAAAUCGACGCUCCCGAACUAUGAGGAAGCUCCCAGUUCCAGUGAACAAACUGGCCCUACGGGCAGGGAGUGGAAAAGCCUUACGGGGAAUCACGAGCAUCCAGAAUUAGACCUUUCCUUUGGAUGCGGAAAAGAGGCUUACAAAAGUAAGAAGACUUCAGAGGUGCUCCGAGCGUUGCUUGUUUUCAACUUGUGCUCUUUGGAUUUUCUUGUCAACAACCAGAAAAGGUUGCUGCAGAUGUCUCGCAAACUCAUGGGUCCUCGUCUGUUUUCUGCCAUGAUGAGGCAGACAUUCUACGGUCAUUUUGUGGCUGGGGCCGACCAGGAGGAGAUCAAGCCUGUAGCCUCCAGGAUCAAACAGUUUGGGGUCAAGUCAAUUCUGGACUACAGUGCUGAGGAAGACAUCAGUAGCGAGGCAGCUGUUGAGGCUGAGAUGGAAGGUUGUGUACCGCAGCAAAAUGAGCUGGAGAAUCCAGUGGCAACCUUUGCUGAAAGCAAUAAAACAAUUGAGGGCCAGGAAGAUGCGGCGGCGGCCUCCCAGUAUCGAGCCCAUGAGGAGUUUGGUGACCGGCGCGAGAAGGUGACCAGUGCAAGAACCUACUUCUACGAGAGCGAGGCUCAGUGUGACAAGAACAUGCAGAUCUUCCUCAACUGUAUAGAUGCUGUCUCACACGCCACUGAGAAGUCAGGGUUUGCAGCCAUCAAGCUGACAGCUUUGGGCAAGCCGCAACUUUUGCUCCAGAUGUCGGAGGUACUGAUGACAGCCAAGAAUUUCUUUGCUAUGCUUCACAAGACUCAGGGAGAGAUCGACACCGGUGAGCUUCGGUUUGGCCUUGAGGACUUCGACUCUCGCCUCAGGGAGAUCGGCGUACAGCUCCAGGAGGGGAAGAAGAGGACAUGGGUGUCAGUGAAGGACAUCUCCGCCGACGGGUGUGAGGUGGACCUGCUGGACUGGAGCAACCUUCUGGAAAUCAACCGAUCUCUCUCCAAGCUCCUUGUCGUGCCAAACUUCAAGACGGGCAAACUUCAACCCCUCGUAGAGGCAAUGACAGAGGAGGAGGAGGACCAGAUGAAGAACAUGCUGAGGAGAGUCAACAAGCUCGCUAAGUAUGCCCAAGAGAAGGAGGUCCGCGUGAUGAUUGACGCAGAGCAGAGUUACUUCCAGCCUGCCAUCCGCCGUCUGACCAUGGAGAUGAUGAGAAAGUUCAACAAAGAAAGAAGUGUCAUCUUCAACACCUACCAGUGUUACACCAAGGAAGCUUACAAUGACAUCCUGGUGGACAUGGACCUAGCGAGGAGAGAAGACUUUUACUUUGGAGCGAAACUUGUGCGUGGUGCAUACAUGGAACAGGAACGUGAGCGUGCUGCCAGUUUGGGCUAUGAGGACCCGAUCAACCCAAGCUAUGAGGCCACUACAGAAAUGAUGCACCGCGUGGUGGAGGAAGUGAUGCGGCAGAUCCACAUGAGGCCUGUGGGACGAAUGGCUGUCAUGAUAGCCAGCCAUAAUGAAGACACCGUCCGCUACACUAUACAGAAAAUGAAGGAGUAUGGCAUCGGACCAAAUGACCGUCUGAUUUGCUUCGGUCAGCUGUUUGGAAUGUGUGACCAGAUCAGCUUCCCUCUAGGUCAGGCCGGCUACUCUGUGUACAAAUACGUCCCGUUCGGCCCAGUGGAGGAAGUGCUGCCGUACCUGUCCCGCCGGGCUAUGGAGAACCGGGGAGUGCUGCUCAAGGUGAAAAAGGAAAGGCGGCUGCUGCGCCAGGAACUGUUUCGCAGAAUCGGCCGCGGUCAGAUCUUCUACAAGCCUGUAACUUCAGAGGCUGUGGCGGCAAAAUGACCAGUGAGGAGGGAGAGACAAGUGACCAACGUUCGGGCCUGAAGGAUUCUGCGGAUGGUCUCGCUGUGUUGGAGGAAUCUCAACAGUCGACAGCAGUUGUUACAAUGAAGUGACGAGUGGCAAAUGAUACAGGGAUCUGUGUUCAGGUUGUUGGUGUUACGUUGGGUCUGUGUAGCUGUAACACUGGGAUUGUGUGGGCUGCACAGGUGGCAUGUCACACCUGCACUGAGGCGUGGAAGUUUACUUGAAAUACAAUCGUGGAAACAUUCUGGGCCCUCUCAUACAGGGCAGAGGCCUUCAAAGCUUUCAUUAUAUUGGUGUGAUUGGUUUUUGAAGGGAAUGUAGGCCUGAGGUGUACAACAUAUCAUGUACAUUAUAACAUGAAGGUUUAUAUAAGCUUCUCGUCACUUUAGUUUGAGCUUCUGCCUAGAAGCCUUGAUGUUGUAGAGCCGCUGUCGUAUCAUCAGGGCAGCUAGUGGGGGAAAAUUUGUGUCACUUGUCCAUGUACUUCAUUACUCAAGUUGAUCUGUUUGUUAUUUUAUUCCCGUCGGCAAGCUGUUUGAAUGUACCAAGUCCGGGACGCUACAUUUUUCAGAAGAGAUAAAAAGUCUGUUUUAUUCUUGUAAGACUGUAUCGACAAAAUGUAUUUUUUAUGGGUUUUGUUUUUUUCACUAUUUAGUGUUUGAAUUUCGACAAAAUGUUUCAUGAGCUCAUGCAAAUGAUACCACUGAUUAAAAGAUAGCAGUAAAAAAAAAAGAAGCAAAUUUUUGGGCUUAGUACAUCUGAACAGCUGGCUGACGAUGUGUUCCUGCACUUCAUUACACUACAGUACCCAAAUCGCUCAGUACGUUACUUAAAUUGUGCAUAGUCUCAGUGCUCAGAAAAGUUUAUAUGACUUUAUAGGCUUGUGUACUUCAUUACUCAAGUUGCUCGGUUUGUUACUUUAGUUUUGCUUUGACUCAAUUUUGUUCACCAAGUGGGACUCGAUGUUGAUGUCUUUGACUAAGGCUGUGAAAUGUUUUUAUGAAGCCAUCACCUGUGUUUUGUGUCAUAUAUCCAAGAAUCACAGCUCUCUGGUACUGUACCGCCGUAGCGCAAGGAAAGCCAUAUCUGUUAUACUAUACUUUUAUACCUGUGCAACUGUAAUGAACCAGUUAAGACUUGAUGCCAUAAAAAUUCUGAAAGAAAAAAACAGUUGAUUGUGACAUUUUUAUGGGGUGGUCACUGGUGGUGAAUUUCUGGGUGUGUUUGCUCGUUGUGUCCCAUAUCAUGGUGUCUGACCUACCAUGGCUAGCUUCCAUCUCAGAUGUUUGUGUUUUACUUUGUUGACUUUAGAUGGAUUUUUAGAAGCGUAGUGAAAGAACUUGGCAUUUUUGCUAGAUGCCUGAAAUGUUUUUAAUGGUAUUAAGAAUCUCAUUUUGCUCAUGCGCAAGUUCUACUCCUGUCUUUCACCAUUUGAUAUGAAUGGGCUGAAACAUAAGUACUUGUUUGUGAGAGACGAACAUCUUGGGAGAGGGAAGAAAUCCCCUGUCUUGCAUCUUGAGGUCGCUGGUAACUGAUUUUAAUGCGAAAUGCAAAGCUCAUGCAAUAAAUAUACCUUUCAUUGCAGUUGAGAAAAUAUAAGUUGUAUCCAGUUUUAUCCUUUAAUACUUACUUUUAUAGUGGGUGACUUGAGACAAAUGUGUAUUCUAUGAUACUAUAUUCUAAUGUAUUGUAUUGUGUGUAAACAUGUUGCAGAGACAAUUUGUACCUCAAUUCUAUGCUACAAUUCUCAAAGUGGUGACUGAAAAGUCUUAUAUGCACAAAUUCAAUUGUUUGACUUUACAAAUGAUAUACCCUUUAUAUUGUUUCAAAAACAUGCACUUAUUUAAAAGGUUUUUUAAAUUUACUGGAGUCCGCUGAAACCGAAAUCUAGGGGGACCCCCGGAUUUUCUUCAGUUUAGCUGCAUUUUCGGGUUACAGAGAUUGCUCAAGUAUUGAAGAAGAAAAAAUGGAGGUUCUCUGUUCUCUUCGUUUAACUGCUUGUUUUCGGAUCAACUGUGUUUGGUUUAAGCAGACUCCGCUGGACUUGUAAAUAUUGUUAUCGCCAGAGAUGAGACGAGGUUUUUUUUGGCUUUUUUUAUCAGACAUCAUAUUAGAAGGUUAGAAAUUCUAGAACUUGUGGAAUUUACAAACUUUUCCUUUACUUUUUCAUCCUGUUGCCAUUGAGCAUCGAGGGUAGAUGCAGUUUUCUAUUUUAGACUUACUCUGUAGCUCUUUUAGUAUUUAUUAUAAAAUUGAAAUCAGUUCUAAGUUGACAUUUUGAAAUCUGGAUAUGCUUACUUGUAACAUUGUCGAAUUGUCAAUAACAUUUCAGGUUUUCUCUUGCUAGCUCUACGUUGGUUAAAUGAAUCUCCGGUCUGAAUUCUCAUGAGCACAACAGUAACUUAGGGCUUGGUUCUGGUCAUAGUUUUUGUUUUUGUUACAUGAAUCUCAACUUUGUUUGUGCACAGUGGGCCCCAGCUAUUACUAUUACUGGACUUCUGAAACCAACGCGAUAUCCCCGUUAUAGCUGAAUCCUGUUAUUGAAGGAGAUCAAGUUUGCAUGCACUGUAACAAAUGAUUAAUGGGGUCAUUUCUAUUACAUAGAUUACUCUUUAUUAAUUUAUCAGUUAUUGCUCCUUUCUUUUCCAGAGUUUUUUUUGUUUCGUUUUGUUUGUUUGUUUGUUUGCCUCAUCUUGAUCUUGCAUUUUCUUGCAUAAUUGUUCACAUGGAGGUUGACUAGACAUAAUUUGAGAUGCAUAGAUAGUAAUAAUAUUUGCAUUAACACCUAUCCAGGCUCUACAACAGAGUCUCUGUGUUUUACACUUAUUUAUAAAAUUGAAUAGUUAUCACUAUUAGGAAAGGGAACAAACAGAGAGUGGUAGAUCUAGUUCCUUGUGUGGAAUUUCCUUAUGGGUUUCCUUUGCAUGUCUCUCCACACCAUCCAAUGUUUUAUAUUAUAAAUUUGCUAAUAUCGCCUGCGAGUCGCAAGUUUGAGAGUCUUGCUGUAGUUCAUUUGGUUUUAUGAUCCUAUUGGAUGGGAAUGAUAUGCUGUACAGAAGCUGUGUAUAACUAUAACAUUGGCUAGCCUUUCAAAUGUUCUAAGCCCAGAAAGCAAAAGUUUUCAAGAGAGAAAAAAA